Equus caballus (horse) is the source of this 8516-nucleotide messenger RNA. Lineage: Eukaryota; Metazoa; Chordata; Mammalia; Perissodactyla; Equidae. The record is from RefSeq and is a predicted model, not a curated record.
UUGGCACACGCUCGCACAAACGCGCGCACACACACACACGCGCGUGCGCGCGCGCGCACACUCGCACUUAUGUUCUCUAUAGGUGUGUGGGUCCAAAGUUGCAGCCGCAAGGAGAAUGAACUGCAAUGGACCAGUCUUGCUUGGCGCCUAGAGCUCUCAGCGCGGCUUUCCUCGAGGCCCCCAGAUGGAAAGGAGGGAAAGAGGAAUGCCACACACCGCUUGAAGUUGUCUCCCCCCUUGCCAAGAAGAUCAGCUCCAAACCCAGGGUGCCCGAAGCCUCGGAAUAUGCCUGCAGAAGGGAGCAGAAGCGAGCGUUCUUGGAGAGGUCCCGAACUUGGGCCACCGGGCUUGCUCGGCAACUUGCUUGGCGCAGUUCUCCGUGGAGCCCUGGACCCGCUGUGCUGCUGGCCGCUUGCUUGGUUUUUUUUCUUCUCUUGUUUUUAAUGUGCGAACUUGAAGCGGAAAACAGCUAUGCUCUACGGGCCCGACUUUGGCGGCCAGCUGCCUCCCCUUCACACUUAAAAGUGGGAGCAAAGGACCUGCUUUGCUGACACUGAGAAGCAGGACAGACAGCCUGGAGCAGAUGAGCAAUGACCCAGCGGAAGGCAGCUUGGACUCCUGCAGUGCAACAGGUUUGACAGAUGAAAAAGUGAAGGCUUAUCUCUCUCUUCACCCCCAAGUAUUAGACGAAUUUGUAUCUGAAAGUGUUAGUGCAGAGACUGUAGAAAAAUGGCUGAAGAGGAAAAACAACAAACCAGAAGAUGAAUCAGCUCCUAAGGAAGUCAGCAGGUACCAAGAUACGAAUAUGCAGGGAGUUGUAUAUGAACUUAACAGCUAUAUAGAACAGCGGCUGGAUACUGGGGGAGACAACCAGCUUCUCCUCUAUGAACUGAGUAGCAUCAUUAAAAUAGUUUCUUCCUUUCUUAUUACUUUGGCAGCCACAAAAGCUGAUGGAUUUGCACUGUAUUUCCUUGGAGAGUGCAAUAAUAGCCUGUGUGUGUUCACCCCUCCAGGAAUCAAGGAAGGAAAGCCCCGGCUGAUCCCUGCUGGGCCCAUUGCCCAGGGCACCACGAUCUCUGCUUAUGUGGCCAAGUCCCGGAAAACAUUGCUAGUAGAAGACAUCCUGGGGGAUGAACGAUUUCCAAGAGGUACAGGACUGGAAUCAGGGACUCGUAUCCAGUCUGUUCUUUGUUUACCAAUUGUCACUGCGAUUGGUGAUUUGAUCGGUAUCCUUGAGCUGUAUCGGCACUGGGGCAAAGAAGCCUUCUGUCUCAGUCAUCAGGAGGUUGCAACAGCAAAUCUUGCCUGGGCUUCAGUGGCAAUACAUCAGGUUCAGGUGUGCAGAGGCCUUGCCAAACAGACUGAGUUGAAUGACUUUCUACUCGAUGUGUCAAAAACAUAUUUUGAUAACAUAGUCGCAAUAGAUUCUCUACUUGAACACAUAAUGAUAUAUGCAAAAAACCUGGUGAAUGCCGAUCGUUGUGCGCUUUUCCAGGUAGACCAUAAGAACAAGGAGUUAUACUCAGACCUUUUUGAUAUCGGAGAGGAGAAGGAAGGCAAGCCCAUCUUUAAGAAGACCAAAGAAAUAAGAUUUUCAAUUGAAAAAGGGAUUGCUGGCCAAGUAGCAAGAACAGGGGAAGUCCUGAACAUUCCAGAUGCCUACGCGGACCCACGCUUUAACAGAGAAGUAGACUUGUACACGGGCUACACCACCCGGAAUAUCCUGUGCAUGCCCAUCGUGAGUCGAGGAAGCGUGAUCGGUGUGGUGCAGAUGGUGAACAAAAUCGGUGGCAGUGCCUUCUCCAAAACGGACGAGAACAACUUCAAGAUGUUUGCUGUUUUUUGUGCUUUAGCCUUACACUGUGCCAAUAUGUAUCAUAGAAUCCGUCAUUCAGAGUGCAUUUACCGGGUCACCAUGGAAAAGCUGUCCUAUCACAGCAUUUGCACCGCAGAAGAGUGGCAGGGCCUCAUGCGUUUCAACCUUCCAGUGCGUCUCUGCAAAGAGAUUGAGCUAUUCCAUUUUGACAUUGGUCCUUUUGAAAAUAUGUGGCCUGGAAUUUUUGUCUAUAUGGUCCAUCGGUCCUGUGGGACAUCCUGCUUUGAGCUUGAAAAGUUGUGUCGUUUUAUUAUGUCUGUGAAGAAAAACUACCGGCGGGUCCCCUAUCACAACUGGAAGCAUGCGGUCACAGUGGCCCACUGCAUGUACGCCAUCCUCCAGAACAAUCACGGGCUCUUCACCGACCUUGAGCGCAAAGGACUGCUAAUCGCGUGUCUGUGUCACGACCUGGACCACCGGGGCUUCAGUAACAGCUACCUGCAGAAAUUUGAUCAUCCUCUUGCCGCUCUCUAUUCCACUUCUACUAUGGAGCAGCAUCACUUCUCCCAGACGGUGUCCAUCCUCCAGUUGGAAGGGCACAAUAUCUUCUCCACCCUGAGCUCCAGUGAAUACGAACAGGUGCUUGAGAUCAUCCGCAAAGCCAUCAUUGCCACAGACCUCGCUUUGUACUUUGGAAAUAGGAAACAGUUGGAAGAGAUGUACCAGACCGGAUCGCUCAACCUUAAUAAUCAAUCACAUAGAGACCGUGUCAUUGGUUUGAUGAUGACUGCCUGCGAUCUUUGUUCUGUGACGAAACUGUGGCCAGUUACAAAAUUGACAGCAAAUGAUAUAUAUGCUGAGUUCUGGGCUGAGGGUGAUGAAAUGAAGAAGUUGGGAAUACAGCCUAUUCCUAUGAUGGACAGAGACAAGAAGGACGAAGUCCCACAGGGCCAGCUUGGAUUCUAUAACGCGGUAGCAAUUCCCUGCUACACCACCCUUACCCAGAUCUUCCCUCCCACGGAGCCCCUCCUCAAAGCGUGCAGGAAUAACCUCAGCCAGUGGGAGAAGGUGAUUCGAGGGGAGGAGAGCGCAGUGUGGAUCUCGUCCCAACCAGUGGCCCAGGGGACCUCUGAGAAGGUGCCUGUGAAGAUUGAUGACUGAUGCCUGCUGAUGAGCUGUCCCACCUGAAGAUGCUCGUCCAGCUUCUUUGACUUUUCUUCCUUUUGUUUUUGUGGGGGGAAACCUACAUCUGGUACCUGGGAUGCAAACCUCUUCAAGAAGGUAACAUCAAGUCAAUAUGUCAAGCAGAUGACUGUCUCAUCUGUAACGCAUCAUAGACAGUGGUCAACCAGGACCACCCCAUGACCAGAAAUCAGCUGUCCACGUGACUCCAUUGGACUUGCAAACUGGCCUUUUCUAAUAGGCUAAUAUUGCUGAGGCCUUAAUGGAAAUGGACAAAAAUUAUUCAGAAGGGGGUACUUUUCCAUUGUAUCUUUCUAGUGAGGGUUUAAAAUGGUACUAUUAUGAUAUUGUACUUUGGCUUUAACACCAAUGUUGCUUUGAUGUUGUUGGUUAUAAAUAGGAAUUUUUACACAUUACUAUUGUGAAUGUUCAUGUGUGACCUACUUGUAAUUAGCGUGAAUUGUAGCAGCCAGCCUCAGGACAGGCGUUAUCGAGGUUACGGAGUAGGAAGUGUCUUUCUGCAAUCAGUGAUGGAAAAUAGUCAGAUUCUUGUCUCAAAGCCUCAUGAAUUAAAAGUUAGGUGGACUAAAGUGUAUCCUUUAAGUUUGUACUAAAGGGCUUAGAUGAGUAAAUUUAACACUAAAGGAAGUAGACAUUCUUUCAUCUGGAGAAGAGAUGCAAAUAUACAUCAUAAUAAAUUCAGAACUCUAAGUAUCAAUUCAAAAGACGUCAAAGAAUUUUUUCUUAAUUUUCUUUUCUUCAUUGUAGUCUUGGCAGAUUUACUAAACCUUUUGCAUAAAGAACAAAAUAAAGGAAAAGCAUAUGAAAUUUGUUUUUUAACGGACAAGUCUUAUGGAUGUAAAAUGUGAAUUUUUAAUAAUGAUUCCUUUCUAUUUUCACUUGGUGUCAUUGCAGAAUUUUAGACGCACACUCAACAUGAAAGGUUUAUUCUGCAAAUUAUUUAAAAUAUCAUACAUUUCUCUCAAAAUCAAAUUAAACCAUAAAAUUUAAGUGUUCUGUAAUUUUUACUUUGUUCUGCUGAAUUCAUCUCCCAUUUAUCCCUUUUUAUGUUACUCGAUCAUCUUUCAUAAGCUUUCUGUCUGUGACAGGGGAGUAGAAGAAAACAGUGUAAUUGCAUUGUGGCUUAUGUCUGCUCUCUUUACUCUGGUUAAGAUCAAAAUCUGCAUAGAAACCUGUGGUUUGGAGAGUUUCUUCUGUAUAAUUUUUGGUAGACUAAUAUUACUCUACAGUGUAAAUAUUAUACAAAAGUCAUAGUCUGGACCUCUUCCUACGAGGAUUAUAAGCCAGUCACUUCUGGUGCAUAUUAAUGCUGUAAAGAUCUUUAGCACAAUGACACAGGCACCUCCGAAGCUGUCAUUAGUCCUGACCUGAAGGAAUUAAGCGUCUCAAGAAGUGACAGGCCAACCCAUAACAGACACCUUCUCCACUAUUCAUGUGGCAGGAAACUGGAAUAUUCCUUUUAAUAAAAUAAAUUUUUAAAAUAUUCUUCUACAUUUCAAUACUGUACACGUUGUUGUUCAUAUGAGUUUGGUUUUUUGCAAAAAAAUUAAAUCAGAUGUUUCUACAACAUGGUUUAUUUAUGCUGUAGCAGAGUUCGCUAUACAUAAACAUUGUUCUUAUUUUAAAAUUAACACUAUGUGUUCAGUUUCCUUAUGGGCUUCUGAAGGUUGCCAUCUUGCCUACACGGGGCAUCAUUUGGGACUGUAAUUAUACAAUAUGAGGUAAAAUGAAAUAACUAAAGAGAGAGAAAUACCACUGUGGCUAGGUACACACAUACACACACAUGUAGAUAUACACAUGUAUGUAUGAGAGAAAGAGAGAGUGAUGCAAACACAUCUAUGAAAAAUAAAAAUCAGCCCCAUUCUUCAAAAACGGUGAUUUUUUUGUGCUGGAAAAUGUGUAUUGUUUGAUAAAGAGCUGAGAAGAAAGUGUCUUUUUUAUGUUAGUGUAUUCAUAGGAUUGAAUACUAAAAAGUUGCGUAUUUUUCUGCGUCUAAAUUUAUGAAACCGGACCCACCAAUUUCAACUUCCAUCACAAAAGUUAAUUUGGUCAUUUAAUUUAACUUGGAGACUGAAUUGCAAUGGGGGAGGAAAUAUCAUUUAAGAUUGUUGUUGAAUUAAAAGGAUUUUAAAAGAAUGCAUGAAUUCUGCUUCUCGAUAGAGAACGGUUAUGGGGGGAGAGAGUCCUAUGGGCAUUUUUGCAUUUAAGGUUGCUAUUCCGGUAAGAUUAUCACAGAAAAUUCUCCUAUUGUGACACCGCCAGGUGUAUUAUAUCAUAUGACUGCACUUUGAAGAGUUUCCCAAAGAAAUGUAUAUGGAUUAAUUGGUUGGUUGAUUUCUCAUAAAAUAUUGUCUUAAUGGAAACAGAAUUUGAAGCAAAGACUCUAUUCUAAUGUAAAAUGUUCAUAUUGCUUUUACCAUGAGUAAGAUUUACUUAGGAAUCAUAGAUUUACCUAAAAUAAAAGGGCCCAGGAUGCAGUGAUGUUUAGUGAACAAUCUGUUCUGGAAAAAAUAUAGUGAGGAGCAUUUUUGCCUUUUGGCAGAUAUAUUUAGCAGAAAAGCUUUUGAGUUCUCAUCUUUUUCCCAGAUCUUUUCUCAAAAAGAUAGAUGAUUUUUGUUACCAAAAGUUUUGGUGAGUUUCUCAGUAGGCUGGUUUUCGAUCUUGGGCUAACCAGCUGUUAGUGUAUAUAGAAUGUUUGAUUUGCAGACAUUUUUAUUAGUUGUGCUGAUUUAUAAUAGACAGUUUUAUUGUCAAAUGAAGUGAUUCCAUUAUCUUGCCAGAGAUAGUGAAAAUAUUUUUUAACUAGAAAUUUUCUUGGAAAUGCACGCCGACAACAACAUGAAAUAUUGAGCUCCGGCAGUGGAAUAAAAUUCUAAAAAAGUGCAAGCAUCUUAUUAAACAAUAGUUGACUUUGAAUUAAUUAGAAAAGCUGAAACAAAUGCAAUGCGUGUGGAAAGUAGUUCUCAAAAAUGGCCCUUUGACUCAGGCAGGAAUUGUGAUGCAUUUCCCAGCUUCCGUUAUUUCUAAGAAGCGCACGAGAAACCGGUCUUGGAAGAGAGACCACAUUGAAAUACUCACAGUUGUCCUCAUUCCUGACUCUUCUCUCAAUGAAGAAACAUCUGUGCAGAACAUUACAAUGCUACUCGAACUGAUGUGUUCUCAGAGCAACAAAAUCAGAAAUAAUUUGAAGCUAGAUCUGUUCAGUGUAGGUUUCCUCCUCUUAGCAUGCUUUUUAGAUUUUCUAAAAUUUUGUUUUGUACAGUUGAUCUCAGUGAAUUUUGCUUUAUUGGAUGUUCAGCUACACUAGAUCUUUUUGUACGUGACACACAUAGAUGCAUAAAUCCUUAGCUACCUGGAAUUUUUAAUAGAUUUCAUUUUGAGGAUUAUGUUUCUGGCCUUUUAACUCAGAAUUAAGGUUUGAGCUUUAAUAGGAUUAAAUUAUUCACCCCGCCUUGGCCAGUGCCUUUAUUUUAAAUACUCAUUUUUCUUCUUCAUUCAUAUAGUCACUAGUUUGCUUUUCUUGCUUAACUAUAAUUGGAAACAUUUAAAGGGACACCCAUGGUUAAUUUUAUCAGGUUGACUGAAUAAGACCUUUCUCUCCUCAGAUUUCUCUCCUUUAUUCACAUAUACCCCCAUAUACCCUCAUAACUACAAUCAAUGAACUGUUCAGAUUCAGUAUUUUUUUUUGCAAGAACUUCCAAGAACUAUGACACUGAUCAUGAUGUGAUUUUGUUGGGUUUCUGGUACAUAUGCAUGAUUUAGAUUUUGAAAAUCACUUCUAUCUUUCUAUCUUUCAAGUAUGUGUUUGCUUCCUACACUUGGCUGAUUUUAUUUAGGGUUUGAUUCUUUAAAGCCUUACUCAUUUAAUCACAUUGGUGUAUCCCUUCUAUUGCAAGCAUUAAUCUGAUUUUGAGAUCACUAUAAAAUGUGAAUUAGCCGAACUUGUUCUCAAUUCUUCCUUCCCCAUGCUUGUCAGUAGCGCAUGGCGGUUCUGUUCUUACCUUUACGUAAGUAUUUAUCCUGAUGACACAUUUUUCCAAUUCCUUUAAACAGCUAUCUUAAGUUUCAAUUAGUGAUACCCAAUGCAGUACUUACACUUUUUGUUUUGUCUUUUCUUUUUUACUGGAUAUCUUGGUUGUCUGAAGCAUUAGAUGCAUUUAUGUGAUGAAAAAAAUAGCAAAAGAAAGAAAGAAAAAAGUUUCAGUGGUGUUCUGAUUCUAAAUUUAAAAGAUGGGACACAGGGAAAGACAUUCCUAAGAAUCACGUUUAAAGUCGUGAAGAGCAUUACUGUCAUCACUCAUCGAAGCUUUUCCCUUCUUGACCCAACAGUGGGAAGUGUGCUGCGUACUUUGCGCAUCAUUUGCCUGCUCUUUACAGCAGGUGUGAGUAAAUGGUAACCGAGAGCACGCACACCCUAGUGUGGCUCUGCUGGGGCACAGAGUAUUGUCACCCAAGGACUCAGAUGGAAAUUUACAGCUGAAUCCAGAUUGCCAAGUAGAGAAGUUAGUUUACACAUGUCAGGUUUCAGCUCAUAUUUUUAAGGUACCGUAGAUUUGCAGAAGUUUAAAUGGAAAGUUUUUAUUCCCAUUGUAGACUAAGUUUUAAAAGCGCUUUACCUAGUACUCUAGCUCACCUCAAAUAUCAUUAUAUCAUGGGCGUGACAGCUUUUGGUUUUGUCCAUUGGUUACCGUAAUACCGAGCCCCAUGCCAGAUCUUAAAUAGCCUAUGUAAAUGACAUAUAGGAGUAUUAUUUUCCAUACGGUCUGUUGUAUGGUGUAUAUUCUGUGUAUCCAUCUAGUGUGCACAUUGAAAGUUCAAUAGAUUUACCUAUAGAAGGUCUUUCUAGACAAUGCCCCUACCUAUUCACCGGACCCAACCCAGUGACCCAGUUGGAAUAAUAUGCUUGCCCAAGACACUGUGAAACAGUUACCAAAAUUUGUAGAAAUGCAGCAUCUUGAAUCUGUCUGUAAACAGAAGGUGACUUUCUUUACAAGUCCACAUGAACAAAAGACAACCUUUAUUCCUGCCAAGCUGAGGCGUCUGAGAGUUUGCUGGGGUGAUCUCCUUGCCGCCCAAAAGGCUGGAGUGUGAUGCGGGUUACAAGCUAUCAGAAAUACAACGCUCAAAAUUAAGUGAUGUGUAGAGUCAAUGGAUCUGUAUCCAAAGUUUUAAUGGGCUUUCUUGGAAGGUGAAAGAAUUUCAAGUGAACAAUAUCCAACUUCAUUAUAGUGGAUGAGUUAGUAAAUUUAAAAACAUUAUUUUCUAUGUACAACAUCUAACAAUCUUUGUAAAAUGCGCAAGUGCAAUAAUUUAAAGAGGUCUUAACUUUGCUUUUAUAAAUUAUAAAUAUUGUACAUGUGUGUAAUUUUUUCAUGUAUUCAUUUGCAGUCUUUGUAUUUAAAGAAACCCUAACCUGUUAUGUUUGUACAAUAGAACAGUAAUCACUUAUUCUAACCUAAGCAAGUUGUAAAUAAAUUCAUAAUUCAAACAGCUGGUA